AUGGUUUCCGCAAAAUUAUUCCAUUUAUCCACACUUUUACUCGUAAUACCGGUGCCCUACGUCCUAACCGUGGGUAUAUGCCCACCCGUUAGCAUUGACAUCAGCCCCUGUGUGUGCCAGGACGGCACCGGUAGCAACAGCACCGACACCACGCUAUCGAUAAUCACUUGCACUGGCGAUCAACCCUUUGAUUUGGUCACCGUUUUCGACGUAUUGGCCGCUAAUAUACCGCCGAUUAAUAAGGAUUUCGAUGUGUUUUACUUGAACUACCCGUCCCUCGAGGCACUGGUAGGGGAUGGUCUGUUCCACGACAUAACCUUCCGGCACAUGUAUGUUGUGAAUGCCCUCAAACUCGCGCGUAUCGACCCUAACGUGUUCGCGGGUCCACUGGAGACUACCCUAAAGCGCUUACACCUGAGGGACAGUAGUCUUAACGUGAAUACCGAUAACUAUACGGAUCUACAAGUGUUUGAUAGACUCAAGGCCCUGGAGGUGCUGGAUGUGAGCGCAGCUACCUGUCCACCGGAAAGCCUAUUCACUGGUAGUCAUUGUAAGUGCGAGAAUGUGCCUCAAGAAGUGGACGAUAAGGACAGGGAUGUCAGUGAACAGUACCGCACAGUCAUUACGUGCGUAGGUGUGGCCGAAAGCCAGGAACUACAGGCGCUAUUCAGUAAACUGUCCACUAGUUUGAAGGGAAAUACGCGUAAUAUCUAUGGGUUUGUGUUGAUGGACUCAAACAUCACCCGAUUAUCUACCGGUGCUUUCUAUGGUAUAGCCUUUCAGGAGAUCCACAUCAAGGACUGUCCACUACUAACAACUGUGGACAGGGAUGUGUUCGCCGCUAUCGCGCCGUUUGUUAAUAAACUGCAUAUAAGUAACGUUAACUUCAGCGACGCUACCGGUGAUGAGCACUGGUAUGCGUUGAGUAGUUUGCCUAAUCUGGUGGCACUGGAUAUGGUGAACGUGUUUCGCGAGAUACCGGCCCACGCUUUCCAGACAGUGGGGAACAGUACGCAAUGGAGGCUCAGGUGGUUCACCCACGCCGGCCAUGAGAGUAUAGCCGCGUCGGGGGCUAGGAUUCACAGCGUCGGUAGCUAUGCCUUUGAGGUGUUGCCUAAUAUCGAGGUCAUAAACCUGCAAAACAACCUGAUCACCCGUAUAGACAAAUACGCGUUCGCCAACCAGUCGCCCACCACCCGGCGCCUAACCAUACGUCUGGCCCGCAAUCGCCUCCACUCCCAGUCCUUCGCCAUCGGCUCGUUCGCCGGCAGCCGACGGCCCGUACGGCUCGAGUUGGGCCAACCGUUCAUCGGCUGCAACCGAGAGCUCCUGUACCUAAACGAGUCGGUAUUCUCGCCGUUCCUGGACAGGGAGGGCAACCAACUGGACAUGGGCUGCGCCUUUGCCAUGCAGUGCGAGUGCCAGACCAUGAAAUGGCUGUACGACUGUCCCCACCAUUGGCGGGAACGGGUAGUUUGCGGUCCGUUUGGCGAUCUGGUGGUGCCGUGUCUGGUGGACGUGGGGGACGGGGAGGACAGUGGUGUCGAGGAGGUGUCCAUUUGGGAUGUUAAGGAGGAUUACUUUCAGUGCGGCGCCGGUAGUGCGAGGAAUGGUAGUAUAGGUGGCAGUGAUGAGGAGGUGUCGACCACUUCACAGGAGUUGGGCGUUGAGGACAGUGAGGCCGAGAAUGAUGUUUGAGGGGCGCAGUGGACAGGGAUGUCACGGACAGGCUGUUUAUUGUGUUGUUGAUAGUUAUUAAUGUAUUAUAUAAACAGGAAAUUAGUAUUUUGUGUGUAAUUUUUGAUCAG
Oppiella nova is the source of this 1808-nucleotide messenger RNA. The record is from the annotation of a GenBank genome assembly. NCBI's taxonomy places the organism in Eukaryota, Metazoa, Arthropoda, Arachnida, Sarcoptiformes, Oppiidae.